Molecule: messenger RNA, 1941 nt
Organism: Cryptomeria japonica (Japanese cedar)
Lineage: Eukaryota; Viridiplantae; Streptophyta; Pinopsida; Cupressales; Cupressaceae
Product: pentatricopeptide repeat-containing protein At2g22070
Exons: 1
Coding region: 1-1941 (646 amino acids)
Biological process (GO): RNA modification
Molecular function (GO): RNA binding; protein binding
Source: RefSeq, a predicted model, not a curated record
AUGUGUUCAGAUGCCAAGGACCUUGGAAAGGGCAAGAUGGCUCAAACCCAUAUGAUAAAAGCUGGAUUUGAUCUACCAAUCUCUGCAUUGAAUUGCCUCAUUGAUAUGUAUGCUAAAUGUGGAAAUUUGGAGGAUGCACGCAAAGUGUUUGACAAAAUGCGCAAACGAAAUAUAUUUUGUUGGAACAUAAUGAUUUCAAGUUAUGCCAAAAGAGGUGGUAUGGAUUUUGCACGCAAAUUGUUUGACGAAAUGACAGACAGAGAUUGUAUCUCCUGGAAUGCUAUAAUUUCAGGCUAUGUAACAAAUGAGAAUGCCGAGGAAGCGCUCAAGCUUUUUCAGCGGAUGCAUAAAGAAAGUAGAAUGAUGACGGAGUUUAGUUUCGCUAGCGUUGUUGAUGCCUGUGUUGAUAUUUUGGGGUUAGAACAGGGUAGGCAGGUUCAUGUAUGCAUUAUCAAGUAUGGAUUGAUUUCAAAUAUGAUUUUACAAAAUGCUCUGGUUGAUAUGUAUGCAAAAUGUGGGAAUUUGGAGGAUGCACGCCAAGUGUUUGACGGAAUGCGUGAACAAGAUUUGGUUUCAUGGACGGCUAUGAUUGCAGGAUAUGCACGUCAAGGCCGUGGCAAGGAAGCUUUAUAUAUGAUCGGUGAAAUGAAGCUAGCCGGUCUAAAGCCAAAUGAGGCAACAUAUGCGAGUUUCUUCGGUGCUUGUGCGGAAUGUGGCAGAAUUGAGUAUGCACGCAAUAUGUUUGACACAUUGCCCGAAAGGAAUGUAGUUUUAUGGAACGCAAUGAUUACUGGAUACAGGCAGAAUAAGCAUGGGUUGGAGGUGUUGCGAUUAUUUUACCAAAUGCAAAGGGCAGGCAUUAAGGCAGACCAUGUUAGCUUUCUUUGUGUUCUUGGUGCUUGUGCAGACCUACUAGAUGUGAGUUAUGGCGAGCAGAUUCAUUCCAACAUUAUUAAAAGUGGAUUUGGAUCAAAUGUCUUUGUUUGCUGUGCACUUAUGGAUAUGUAUAUGAAAUGUGGUAGAAUAUGUGACGCGCAACAACUGUUUCAAAAAUUGCACGCUCAAAAUCUUGUCUCUUACACCACAAUGAUUGCAGGGUAUGCUCACAAUGGCUUUGCCGAGAAUUCCCUUAUAUUGUUCUCUCAAAUGCAAUUGAAUAGCAUCAAACCAGAUGCUACUACUUUCACUGGCCUUGUCAAUGCUUGUGCCAGUCUUGCAUCUCUGGAAAAUGGGGAACAAGUGCAUGCCCACAUUCUGAAAGCUGGAUUCGAGAAAAGUGUCUUUGUAAGGAGUUCAAUUGUCGAUAUGUAUUCUAAAUGUGGAAACAUACAGGGUGCAUGGCAAGUAUUUGAGGAAAUGCCCGAGAACAAUGUGGUUUUAUGGAAUGCUAUGAUUGCAAGCCAUGCCCACCAUGGCUAUGGCCUGAGGGCUCUGCAACUCUUUGAAAAAAUGCAACAUAAAUCUGUUAAGCCAGAUAGCACCACUUUUAUCGCUGUGUUGUCUGCGUGUAGUCAUGCUGGCUUAGUUGAUGAAGGUCGUUUCUACUUCGAGUCUAUGAGUCAAGGUCACUGUAUAGAACCGAGAAUAGAUCAUUAUAUGCACAUGGUUGAUCUUCUCGGCCGUCAUGGACUUUUUUAUGAAGUAGAGGACCUUAUCAACAGAAUGCCAUUUAAACCUGAUGCUGCCGUGUGGGGGGCUCUUGUGGGCGCGUGCAAAAUUCAUGGAAAUUUAGAGCUAGGAGCACGUGCCGCAUUGCACCUUAUUGAAUUGGAGCCAAAUACUGCUGUACCAUAUGUUUUACUUUCAAGCAUUUAUGCUGCAGGUGGCAGGUGGGAAGAUGUUGAAAAAGUGAGAAAACUUCUGAAAGACAGGGGAAUUAAGAAGCAGCCAGGGUGUAGUUGGAUUGUGAUAAAGACCAAGGUUAAUGUAUUUGUGACAUGA